This is a messenger RNA of Microstroma glucosiphilum, 1121 nucleotides long. RefSeq lists its product as hypothetical. Gene Ontology annotation, cellular component: nucleolus. The transcript is spliced from 3 exons. Gene Ontology annotation, molecular function: RNA binding. Lineage: Eukaryota; Fungi; Basidiomycota; Exobasidiomycetes; Microstromatales; Microstromataceae. The record is from RefSeq and is a predicted model, not a curated record. Gene Ontology annotation, biological process: endonucleolytic cleavage in ITS1 to separate SSU-rRNA from 5.8S rRNA and LSU-rRNA from tricistronic rRNA transcript (SSU-rRNA, 5.8S rRNA, LSU-rRNA); endonucleolytic cleavage in 5'-ETS of tricistronic rRNA transcript (SSU-rRNA, 5.8S rRNA, LSU-rRNA); small-subunit processome assembly. Bases 32 to 1042 code for a protein of 336 amino acids.
UGAUCCAUAGACGAAGCUUACCGAGCAUAGCAUGACUGAUCCUCGCUUUGAUACGUCCAAGUGGGCAGCUGAAGAUGCCAAUGGGACAGCAGUGGCUCUCGCUGGCCCAUCGUCCUCCUCGGCUUCUCCCUCGGGCUCACGGUCACCCUCACCCUCUGCCUCCCAAGCUUCAGAGGACGAUGGCAACGAUGACCCAGCCGAAGGGCCAACGGUCACCCCUCUCACGCCUCACGAGCUCGAAGCAUUUCAGCGCAAGCAGAAGAAGAGGGGCAUUGUUUACAUCUCUCGUAUCCCACCUGGCAUGACUCCGCCCAAGGUCCGACACUUGCUGAGUGGUUAUGGCGAGGUGGAGCGCAUCUAUCUCCAGGACGGGAGGAAGAAAGAGAGGGAGGCAGAGGCUGGUCGGAAGCUAGCUAGGAGGCAUACAAGUUUCACCGAAGGCUGGGUAGAGUUUUCCAAGAAGUCGGUGGCUAGGGUAGUGGCCGAAUCACUCAAUGCCCAGCCCAUUGGUUUCACACGAGGUGGGAGGUCAUCGAACAAGAAUGCCAAGAGGUGGAAGGACGAUGUGUGGACGUUGAAGUACCUCUCUGGUUUCAAGUGGCAUAUGCUUAGCGAGCAGAUGGCUCACGAACGAGCAGCACAUGCCUCACGCCUACGCACCGAGCUCUCGCAGUCCAAGUUCGAGCAGCAAGACUACCUUAAAAAGGUAGAGCGAGCGCGAGUGCAGAAGGACAAGGAGGAACGGCGCAGGCAGAGAGCACAGAAGGCUGGAGCAGUAGGGGGGGAUGGGAUCGGCAGUGUCGGAGGUGGCUCUGCUUCAGCGGGUACUCCUGCGAAGACAGUUGGGCCCGGCGGCAAGACGAGGACUUUCAAGCAGCGUCAGCCCGUCUCGAGGGAUGUGAGGGAUCAGAGGGACGGCGCAAGCGGAGGCAAGAAGAGGGCAGCUCCUGGCGAGGGUGGAGCAGAGGAGAGGAGUGGGUCCAAGAGGAGUAGAGGUGGAGAGAGCAGCGCUCUGGACGGUGUCCUAAGCAAGCUGCUUUGAGAAGAAGGGACUGGCCGCUGAGCUCACUGUCAUACCUGGCUCCUUACUACUGUCACAAUGCGAUCCAAUCAACCUCGUG